Lathyrus oleraceus (garden pea) is the source of this 927-nucleotide messenger RNA. RefSeq names its product E3 ubiquitin-protein ligase MPSR1. The transcript has a single exon. Gene Ontology annotation, molecular function: ubiquitin protein ligase activity. The record is from RefSeq and is a predicted model, not a curated record. Gene Ontology annotation, biological process: protein ubiquitination. The coding region runs from base 116 to 814 and encodes 232 amino acids. Gene Ontology annotation, cellular component: cytoplasm. NCBI's taxonomy places the organism in Eukaryota, Viridiplantae, Streptophyta, Magnoliopsida, Fabales, Fabaceae.
UCUACAACGUUCUUUCUCUUGUUUUUUUUCACGCUAUAUUUAUUCAUCUCACUUUUUACUUUUUCUCUUCAUUCAUUUCUCUCUCUCUCAAAAGCUUUUCACUUGAAUUGAGUUGAUGAUGGCUUCCGAAUCUGAAGUUUCUGAACUUUCUUAUAUCUUCGAAAGAAUGAUCAGAAACAGAGACAUGUCUCUGUUGUUGCCCUUCAUCCAAGGUCUUUCCGAAUCUUCAAUUCAAAGACACAGGGACAACCCAGUUCAAGAAUCUUCGAGCAACGAAGAAGAUUCCAACCGUCAAAGAAUCAUCUUGGUGAACCCUUCUACACAGCGCAUGAUCGUGAUCGAAGGAGUUUCAAGUCUGGAAACUCUGUUUCAGGAACUUGAAAGUACUAGAAAGAAGGGUCAGCCACCAGCUUCAAAGGAGUCGAUAGAAGCUAUGAAGAGGGUUGAGAUUGAAGAAAGUGAUCACGGAGAGUGUGUUGUUUGUUUGGAGGAGUUUGAGGUUGGUGGGGUUGUUAGAGAAAUGCCAUGUGAGCAUAGGUUUCAUGGGACCUGUAUUGAGAAGUGGUUAGGGAUUCAUGGGUCUUGUCCUGUUUGUAGGUAUCAGAUGCCUGUUGAUGAGAAGGACGAGGGAAAGAAAAUUGGGGAAGAUGAAGAAGAAGAAGGUGGAGAGAGAGGGAGGGUUGGUGGUGAAGUUUGGGUUAGUUUUUCUAUUAGUAGGAGAAGGGGAAAUCGUGAUCAAAAUCAAGCUACUUCUGGUGGUGAUUCAAUUGAUUCUUCAUCAAGCUCUAGAGAUGGUGAUGAGUUUGGGAAUUGAUCUUGAUUUUUGUUUUGUUAGGAUUCUGGUUUUCAAUUUGUUGAUGUAAAUGUAUAGGCUCAAAUGCACAAAUUUGUUUUUACAUGUGGGAAUAAAUAAUGAUAUUUUGCUUA